ACUUAUGAUGAAAAUAAUAUUCUUAAUGCAAGGCAAUUAGUUGACAACAGCAACAAUGACAAUAAUACCAAUAAAAAUAAAGCUACUUCAAUUUCUGGUAAUGAAUCACCACCUGGAGCAAAAACAACUACAUCACCAAAUCCAGAAUCAUCAUUGCCAGAAGCAAAAGAUAAUACAGAAUCAUCAUCAAUAAAAGCAGAAGCAACCACAGGAUCAUCAUCACCAAAUCCAAAAGUAACUACAGAAUUGCCACUAAAUGCAGAAGAUACUACAGUUGGCUCUGGAUAUAGUGAAGCAUCUGUUUUUGGAAAAACUUCAUUAUAUAAAAAGAUCACCAAAUGUCAUGUGAAAUUUUUAUUAGUUAAAGUAUAUUAA
Entrophospora candida is the source of this 375-nucleotide messenger RNA. NCBI's taxonomy places the organism in Eukaryota, Fungi, Glomeromycota, Glomeromycetes, Entrophosporales, Entrophosporaceae. The record is from the annotation of a GenBank genome assembly.